GUACACUCCUUAGUUUGAAAGCAGGUCUGACAGCACUUUACAAUAAAAUGUAAUAACGACAGAAAGUGUGGAACAGUAAUACAGAGAAGAAAUCACAAAAUUUGCAGGAGAGAGGAGUCUGGGCCAUAGCUUUAAAUUGAGGAGCUUGAGGAUUCACCACAGCUGCCUGCAGUAUAGACACAGCCUUCAACAUCACCAUUGCAUGUAAACAUCACAGUCGGCAGGUGGCCACAUUAUUGCCUGGAUCUGAAAAAGAUAUUGGAUAUUACAAUGAUGGGAAGAUCAAAUAGUACCAGUGAUCUUACUAAUUCAGAAGAUGCACAGAUUGCAUCAGUUUCAGCCUCUUUUAACAGGAGACGGAAUUCACAGAUCAGCAGCAGCGCAAGUUACCUACACUGCUCUCUGGCACGCACGCUGCUGCUAUACUUCUGCAUUGCUGUCUGGCUCAUUGCUCCUGUAGAGAGUUCUACAACAGCCACAAGUCAGAGUGAAACAACAGCAGAACUGCCUAAUGAAACAACAGCAGAACUGCCUAACAAAACAACAGCAGAACUGCCUAACAAAACAACAACAGAACUGCCUAACAAAACAACAGCAGAACUGCCUAACAAAACAACAGCAGAACUGCCUAACAAAACAACAGCAGAACUGCCUAACAAAACAACAGCAGAACUGCCUAACAAAACAACAGCAGAACUGCCUAACAAAACAACAGCAGAACUGCCUAACAAAACAACAGCAGAACUGCCUAACAAAACAACAGUAGAACUGCCUAACAAAACAACAGCAGAACUGCCUAACGAAACAACAGCUGAACCGCCUAACAAAACAACAGCAGAACCGCCUAACAAAACAACAGCAGAACCGCCUAACAAAACAACAGCAGAACCGCCUAACAAAACAACAGCAGAACUGCCUAACGAAACAACAGCAGAACUGCCUAACAAAACAACAGCAGAACUGCCUAACGAAACAACAGCAGAACUGCCUAACAAAACAACAGCAGAACUGCCUAACAAAACAACAGCAGAACUGCCUAACAAAACAACAGCAGAACUGCCUAACAAAACAACAGCAGAACUGCCUAACAAAACAACAGCAGAACUGCCUAACAAAACAACAGUAGAACUGCCUAACAAAACAACAGCAGAACUGCCUAACAAAACAACAGCAGAACUGCGUAACAAAACAACAGCAGAACUGCCUAACGAAGCAACAGCAGAACUGCCUAACCAAACAACAUCAGAACUGCCUAACCAAACAACAGCAGAACUGCUUAACCAAACAACAGCAGAACUGCCUAACCAAACAACAGCAGAACUGCCUAACAAAACAACAGCAGAACUGCCUAACAAAACAACAGCAGAACUGCCUAACAAAACAACAGCAGAACUGCCUAACAAAACAACAGCAGAACUGCCUAACAAAACAACAGCAGAACUGCCUAACAAAAAAACAGCAGAACCACCUAACAAAACAACAGCAGAACCGCCUAACAAAACAACAGCAGAACUGCCUAACAAAACAACAGCAGAACUGCCUAACAAAACAACAGCAGAACUGCCUAACAAAACAACAGCAGAACUGCCUAACGAAACAACAGCAGAACUGCCUAACGAAACAACAGCAGAACUGCCUAACAAAACCACAGCAGAACUGCCUAACGAAACAACAGCAGAACUGCCUAACAAAACAACAGCAGAACUGCCUAACGAAACAACAGCAGAACUGCCUAACGAAACAACAGCAGAACUGCCUAACAAAACAACAGCAGAACUGCCUAACGAAACAACAGCAGAACUGCCUAACAAAACAACAGCAGAACUGCCUAACGAAACAACAGCAGAACUGCCUAACGAAACAACAGCAGAACUUCUUAACAAAACAACAGCAGAACUGCCUAACGAAACAACAGCAGAACUGCCUAACGAAACAACAGGAGUUCUAAAUAGUUCCAGUGAUCCAAUGGAAUACUGCAAUCAAAAUUACUUUGUACUAGCGAUAAAGAAAUCUAACGAUCCCCCUUCAGGAUAUUGUCCCUCUGCACCAUAUUUGAAUCCAAAUGCAAACAUUGAAUUUACAAAUACUUACGAUCAUCUGACUGAAGACAUUACAUGCACAUUAAAGAAGAGAAACUUAACAGUUUUUUUUUUUUUUAGACGUGAAGCAUAUGACAUAAUAACCCUCCAAAGAACAGCUGUAGCUGCCUCCCAGAAAAGUAAUGGAGUCUCAAUAUGCUGGGCAUUAACAGUUUGCUAUGUCAGCCAUUGGCCCAGGUUUACAUAUCUAAUCAUUGACACAGCAGUACAAAAAGUACAAAAAUUGAAGACAAGUGGGUGUAUACUUUUAUACAGCCAAAGUGUGACAAUUCAUGACACUGCAAUCAAAUGGUUUACAACGUUUAAUAUUUACAGCAUAUUUGCAAAAUCAUUGAACAAUUAUCAGAGUUCCAUAAAAGACAAAUAUAUAAUGAGUAUCUACUAUUUAAAUGGCAAUCUUUUAUGUACUUUCAAGAAAGAAGUAACUAAUCAAUAUAUUGUGUAUGAGAACGGCCAAAUUAAACUAAAGCUAUCAGGAAAUCUCAACACAUGCAGUGAAUCCAGCAUUUAUUAUUUCAAAAUAUAUGAUGAUGGAACAGAGACUUACUCAUUUUCUCCAGUGACAGCCCAACAACACUAUGUCAGCACUUCACCAAUCAAUUUUCAGCUUGUUACUGUGAUGCCGACAAAUAAUCAAAAUUAUAUUACGGACUUUGGGCUUGCUGCUGGCUUUUAUGAUUUCAUAUUUAAUUUAGAUUCUAAUGGCUUAGCAGUUAUGUUCAUCUAGGGUUAGAAGUUGUACUACUGCAAUGAAACUAAGUGAAGCAUAUGAUAUAGCGUACAUAUAAUAAUACUAUCAGUAGAAUUGUCUGACUUUAUUGUUUUUCUCUACUUGUGGUGCCUGUAAUGUAUAUGCAUCAUUGUUGAUUUGAUUUGUAAAUUACCAUUUUCUGUUUACUCAUGUGCUGACUUCCCCUAAAAAAUAUUAAAGUUUAACACAAUCAUUCAACCGUUCUCAUGUCAAGUGGGUCUAUGUUAAAUCCCACUCCUAUAAAUUGUAUUAUUUUUUUGCAAUUUUCUACUAACAUUAUGUGUUUUUUUGCUUCCUUGACUUUGUUAUUCCAAUUCAUUAGACACACUGCUGUUUGAAUUACUCACCCUCUUAUCAAUGCAACAUUUAAGAAACUCUGGUUUUCUUUUACUUACAAAACUCAUGCAAAAAGCAGCUGGAAAAGUAUUUUAUGAUAUUUUAGUUAAACAUUGACAUAUUAACUUAAUGCAAAUGACUGGGGAAGAUAAUCCAAUACAAAACUGCACAAAAGUUGGGUUUCAGAUGUGUUGUAAUGACCUUGAAUUAAAAAAAAAAAAGGUAAAUGUCUAUGUAUAAUGUUUCACACAGCUCAUUUAAUAGAUUAUAAUAGAUCCCCAUAUGUGAAAACUAUCUGUGCUGUUGUGCAAAGAGUUAGUUAGCCUGUUUAUGAAACUGGAUGUAAGUUAAUGAUUAUCAUACUGCGUUACCAUGAUUAUUUGUCUUCUAAAAAAUAGAACAUAUUGUACUCUCUUUUACUGCAAGCAAUAAAGUUAAAUAGAAACACU
Molecule: messenger RNA, 3635 nt
Organism: Bombina bombina (fire-bellied toad)
Lineage: Eukaryota; Metazoa; Chordata; Amphibia; Anura; Bombinatoridae
Product: mucin-2-like
Exons: 9
Coding region: 271-2826 (851 amino acids)
Source: RefSeq, a predicted model, not a curated record